Corticium candelabrum is the source of this 1225-nucleotide messenger RNA. Its product is annotated as tetratricopeptide repeat protein 1-like. The coding region runs from base 23 to 826 and encodes 267 amino acids. Gene Ontology annotation, molecular function: protein binding. The transcript has 9 exons. The record is from RefSeq and is a predicted model, not a curated record. NCBI's taxonomy places the organism in Eukaryota, Metazoa, Porifera, Homoscleromorpha, Homosclerophorida, Plakinidae.
GAUUUUGAUAAUAGUGAUUUUGAUGAUGUCUGAAGCUGUACACGACGUAGCUGAUAACUCUGAAGAAUUCUUCUCGGCCGAGUCGGACACAGAAGUAUCUGGAGAGCGUGAAGAUAGCCAGCAACAUGAACCAAUGACGAAAGGGUCUGACAAUGGUCGUGAAGUUGAUAGAAUCCAGAGUGUCAACGGUAGCAAGUCUGAGCCAAGUCAUGCUGGUGUUCCUAAUGAGGAUUCUGGUGCAAACGUUGUACAAGAAGACUCAGAAAAAGAUCUUUCAGCUGAAGAAAUUCAGGAUCGAAGAGAGCGUGCUGAAGAGAUAAAAUCACAAGGAAAUCAAGCAUUUAAAUUGGAAGACUACGAGGGUGCAAUGACUUUAUACACAGAGGCGAUACGGUUGUGUCCUCGCAUAUGUGAAAAGGAGCUUGCUGCUGUCUACUAUGGAAACAGAGCCGCUUGUUAUGUCAAACUGAAUCAGAAGGAAGAAGCUGCUGAAGACUGUACAAAAUCUCUUGAUUUGCAUCCAUCGUAUCUCAAAGUAAGAAUACGAAGAGCUCAGGUAUAUGAAGAGUUGGAGAAACUAGAAGAGGCAUUGAAAGAUUAUCAAACGAUUCUUGAACAAGAUCCGACAUGUCAUUCUGCUAGAGCAGCUUGCAUGAGACUACCACAGCAAAUAGAAGAACAGCGAGAAAAGAUGAAAGCAGAGAUGAUAGGUAAAUUAAAGGAGCUGGGAAACACAGUAUUGAAGCCUUUUGGAUUGUCGACUGACAAUUUUCAGUUUCAAAAAGACCCCAAUACUGGAAGUUAUAGCAUGAACUUUAAAAAGUAGAUGCAGCAUACAGAACAUAACUGUAUCCAUCCAUCGUAAUAAAUUGUUUUACAUAUUUAUCGAGGCAAAGGGCAAUGUGAUAUUACUACCAUUGUAGACAAUAUCAUUGUCUGUGACACUAGUGUCCUCAUACGUGGUGCACACACUUGCUUCAAUGAUAGCCUUCUCUUUUUCUAUGCGCCGGUAGUUUGUGUUAAAUUUUAGUAUGAAGAUAAAUGUUGUGAAACAUAUCACUCCGACUUGUAACCAGACACCAUUGGUGAUGUCUGCUGGUGGUGCCUCAUGGAAGUAAACAGUUUCGUUGUGAGGUGCAAAUGUGGUGCACGUACCUGAGUAAGUGAAGUUCAAAGGAAUGUCGUUCUUGUGUGUGAAGGGAGGAAUUUGACCAAUGAAGAAGAA